AUGAUGGCGAUUAUCAUAUUAAAUCGACGAAUUGCCCAAUGUUUUUGUGCUUGCUCUCAGGAUGCUGCUGUUGAUGCUCCAUUGUCGUUGGAAAGUGCUCUCGUUGGUCCCAUCUGUUUUGGAGUUCUACAACCCGGUGAACGAUGUGAAGGACGUUCCAGAAUGUGUUCACAUAAGCUCGAAUACUGUGGACUGGUUAUUACUGGAGAGAUAAGACGAGGUCGCGAAGACUGUCGGCACGUAAAUGAGGGCUAG
Messenger RNA from Necator americanus (New World hookworm), 255 nucleotides. RefSeq lists its product as uncharacterized. The coding region runs from base 1 to 255 and encodes 84 amino acids. The record is from RefSeq and is a predicted model, not a curated record. The transcript has a single exon. NCBI's taxonomy places the organism in Eukaryota, Metazoa, Nematoda, Chromadorea, Rhabditida, Ancylostomatidae.